Messenger RNA from Orussus abietinus, 2636 nucleotides. Its product is annotated as U4/U6.U5 tri-snRNP-associated protein 1. Bases 168 to 2411 code for a protein of 747 amino acids. The transcript is spliced from 11 exons. NCBI's taxonomy places the organism in Eukaryota, Metazoa, Arthropoda, Insecta, Hymenoptera, Orussidae. Gene Ontology annotation, cellular component: U4/U6 x U5 tri-snRNP complex. The record is from RefSeq and is a predicted model, not a curated record. Gene Ontology annotation, biological process: mRNA cis splicing, via spliceosome; maturation of 5S rRNA.
UGAAAUAUCGACCUUACACGAAAGUGUCCACCCUGACUGGACUGCUUCGAUCCGUGUGAUAUGUAGAAGUACUUAUAAUUUGAGGUUAACUCCAAUAAAUUUCACUAAUUUUUGCAAUUUGAGGUCUCUCAUUUAAGUUUAGAACAUUGUUAUAACGUUUUGAAAAAAUGGGUUCAAAUAAAAGGCAUAAAAGCGAGAAAUCUCGAGAGAUUCAGAAGAAGCGUCAUCGCAGUCGAUCGCGUUCGCAUUCACCCGAACGUGAGAAGAACGAAAAGCACAGACACCACAAAAAGCAUAAGAGGAAAGAACGCAAGGAUUACGACAGUGAUGUUGAAAUUGUUAGUGCACCACCGCCUCCAAAAAUAUCUAAGUCUCAUGUGUCCACUCCACCGCCGCCAGAUAUAUCGCGACACAGAACUCCUACCCCGCCUAAAGGUGGUGCAUCGGAAACAUCUUUGUCGAUCGAGGAAACCAACAGACUUAGGGCCAAACUUGGGUUAAAACCUUUAGAAGUUGAAACAACUAAAGACGAUUCAAAUAAAAUUAAAGAUGACUUAGGAGAGUUCUAUCACAAACCUGCGCCAAAUGUCAAUGAUAAAUUAAAGGUUCAAAAGAUUAAGGAAAAAAUCAGCAUACAAAAACAAAAGAGACAAAUCGAAUCCAAUUUAGCUAAAAUUAAAGCAUUGGGUGAAAGCGAUUCAGAUGAUGAUGUAAAAAUCUGGGUUGAUAAAAAUAGACGGUUAACUGAAGAAAAAAAGAAAGCAGAAGAAAGGGCAAAAAUGUUGGACCAAUUAGACGAGGAAUUUGGAAUUGCAAAUUUGGUCAAAGAAGAAGUACAACAUGAAAGAAGCGCAGCAUAUACAAGGAAACAUUUGAAAGGUCUAAAAGUGGAACAUAGUAUUGAAAGAUUUGAAGAAGGAAAAACGGUAAUUUUAACGCUAAAGGAUCAAGAUGUCCUUGCAGAAGAUUAUGACGUUCUUGUCAACGUUAACAUGCUAGAUGAUGAAGUUUACAAACGGAAUAUCAUAAAUAAAACAAAGAAGCCUGGUUAUGAUGCUUAUGAUGAUGAUAAUUUUGAUGAAUUUGGGCAUCCAAAGAAUAAGGUUUUAGAGAAAUAUGAUGAAGAGAUUGAUGGAGAGAAAAAAGAAAGUUUUGCUUUAGGCAUUGAUAAUCUUAAAGAAUGGAAACAGAGACAGGCUGAAAUAGUGAAACAACGUCUUGCUAAUAAAAAGCUAGAGACUUUAAAACUUCCUGAGCUAAAAUUAGCCAGUGAGUAUUAUAAUGACGAAGAAUUGGCUAAAUUUAAGAAACCAAAGAAAAAAGUGAGGAAAAUAAGAACAAAAAAAAUACUCAAAGCUGAUGAUCUCGUACCCGAUAGUAAUGACUAUUUGAGAGAUCUUGGAAGCCGAAGAAAUCGACGCGGUGAACAGAUGAGACAAGAGGACUUGGAUGGUAUUUUAGAUGUUGACGACUUAGAAGCACCCAAAGAGGAUCUGUCUGGAAUUAAAAUCGAGGAUGACGACAAGGAAUUAGACCUACAAUUGGCGUUAAAGAAAGCGCAACGUUUGAAGAAACCACACACGUCGAGCAUCGAAGAAGUUGCUGAAACUAUAAAGCAGGAAAAUGAAAAUUCUGAAGAUAAUCAAUCUGGUAAUAUUGUUCUUAACGCCACCGCCGAAUUCUGCAGAACAUUAGGCGAUAUUCCUACUUAUGGACUUGCUGGGAACAGAGAAGAUAAUGCUCAAGAGAUUAUGGAUUUUGAAGUUGAUGGAGUUAAAGACGAAUCUAUAAUGGAAACAGAGGAUGGAGAUAUACGCGGUGCUUGGAAUACAGUACAAUUAGAUGAAGCCGUAUCUGAACCAGUUGCAUUAGAAGCUGCGAUUUUGGACGAAGAACCAUCACUUGGACAGGGUGUAGGUGGCGCCCUGAGACUCGCAAUGAGUAAAGGGUACUUACAGAAAGAGGACACUAAUCGCCCCUCAGCGUCGCGCUUUGCACACUUACAGGCACAAAGUUAUUCUAUAGAGGAUAAAAGUUAUGGCGAUGAUGAUAAAUUUGGAAGAAGAGACAGAUUUAAUGGGCCAACUUCUGACUUCAAAGAGAAAGAUGGAUUUAAGCCAAACGUAAAAUUAGAAUAUAUUGACGAUGAUGGACACGUGUUAAGUGCAAAAGAAGCUUUCCGAUAUCUUUCUCAUAAAUUUCAUGGAAAGGGUCCCGGCAAAAAUAAGGUGGAGAAAAGAAUGAAGAAAGCUGAACAAGAAGUUCUAAUGAAACGAAUGUCUUCGACGGAUACACCUUUAGGUACACUUAACUUGCUACAAGCUAAACAAAAAGAAACUCAAUCGCCUUAUAUCGUUCUUAGUGGCAGUAAACAAAUGCAAACGACUAGUAUAUCAAAGAGUAAACACUGAGUGCGAAGUGUCAUUAUAAUCAGGAUGUACAUAUUAUUAAAAACACACGAAACAAUCACUUUUUAAACAUUAGUAUUUUAAUCUAAUAACUAAUGCUCUAAAAGAUGGGAAUUAAUUGUAUUUACUCAUUCACCGCAUUCGGUCACUCUUCAGUGUAGAAUAUGUACUUGAAUUUGUAUUAUUUCAAUACUAUAUAAAUAGACAAAAAUGGAUUCAUAUUAGAAA